AUGCUGUCAACUGUGGUUCCUCUCCUACUGGUCUGUUUCAGGACAUAUGCGCUGGCCAACCCAGAAUUACAGAAACAUGGCUGUGAUGAUCUAACUGGUUCUGGCCUAGUGAUUGACAGUUGUGGGCUUUGUGGUGGAGAUGGCAGCUCUUGCAAUGUUGUCUCGGGUGUCUUCACCCACUCUCUGGCUAAAGUUGGCUACCAUCGUAUUCUGGAGAUCCCUCAAGGAGCAAAAAGAAUCAACGUGACUGAGAUCAUCAAGAGCAGAAACUAUCUGGCACUGCGUAGUCGCUCUGGUCGGUCCAUUGUAAAUGGAGACUGGGCCAUUGAUCAUCCAGGUCAGUAUCGGGGAGCAGGCACCCUGUUUACCUACAGACGACCCAAUGAGAUCAGCAGCACAGUGGGGGAAUCUCUUUUAGCCCAGGGACCCACCAAUGAAAUCCUGGACCUUUAUAUAAUUUUCCAACAGCAAAACCCUGGUGUGCGCUACGAAUUCAUUCUCCCUGUAGAAAACCAUGCAAACCCACUGCAUCCUUAUUACAACAGACCUGGAGACUCUGAAAGCUACUCUUUGGAGAGGCAAGAAAGUACACUUGACCCUGAUGAAGAUGCAUUUAAAAAUGGACAGAAUUCUUUAAGAAACACAGCACUGAAGCCAGAGUACAAGUGGAUAGAGACCAGCACCACAUCAUGUAGCGCCUCAUGUGGCAGGGGGGUCAGACGACGAGUAUUUAGCUGCAUCCACAGCCAUGAAGAAGUGUCAGAGCUCCUGUGUGAUGAAGCACAUAUACCUGCCCCCAGAGAACAUCCCUGUAACACCCAGGCAUGCCCUGCACAGUGGGAUAUUGGUGAGUGGUCUGAAUGCAGUAAGACCUGUGGUCUCGGCACACAGCACCGCCAAGUGCUUUGUAUGCAGACAAAUGCCAACCGAACAAUGACGGUGUCACCAAAGUUCUGCAGACAUCUCCCUGUCCCCGAGUCUGCUUCCACCUGUCAGCUGAAGAUAUGCAGCGAGUGGCAGAUUCGCACUGACUGGACUCCAUGCUCCACUCCAUGUGGCAUAGGUCAAAGGUCACGGGAGGUUGUUUGCGUGAGCAAUACAGGCGAAGUAACAUCUGAUGAGGAAUGCAAUAUGAGUUUACGGCCCACCGAUGUGGAGAACUGUGACAUGGGGCCAUGCACAAGGAGUUGGUUCUUUACUGAAUGGAGCAAUAAGUGUUCUGACUGUAGCUCCGGUCUGAGGACCCGUAGCGUAGUGUGUCUGAGAGACUACAUGAGCAGUUUGCCUUUAGAGGGCUGUGGGUCACAGCGCCCACCAGAGGUACAUGAAUGUAACAGCAACUCGUGCAACAGUCAAGCAGAGUGGUUUACUGGACAGUGGACUCAGUGUUCUUCAGACUGUGGUCCAGGCAGCCAGCAGAGGGCAGUAGUGUGCAUACUGAGAAGUGAGGAGGGGCUCACUGUACAGCCUCCACCCCACUGUGCAGAGAGUAAGCCUUCCAGCAUGCAAAGCUGCUACCACAGAGCCUGUGGGUCCAGGUGGUAUCACACCGACUGGAGUCCUUGUUCCAGGUCAUGCGAAGUUGGGAUUCAUGUCCGAGAGGUGCGUUGUCUCACUGAUGACCUGCAUCCCUCUGAGAACUGUGCGGAACAUCUGAGACCAGCAAAUCAAGAGACUUGCAAUAACAAACCUUGCUUGCCACAAAUAGAUGAGAGCUGCAGAGACAAAUACUACAACUGCAACAUAGUGGUUCAGGCUCGUCUCUGCAUGUAUGAUUACUACAGGACGGCAUGUUGCAUUUCCUGCUUGACAUUUGCUCAUGGGCAAACAUACAGGCGGGGCUAUAGGUGA
Xyrauchen texanus (razorback sucker) is the source of this 1851-nucleotide messenger RNA. Its product is annotated as thrombospondin type-1 domain-containing protein 4-like. The record is from RefSeq and is a predicted model, not a curated record. Gene Ontology annotation, molecular function: metalloendopeptidase activity. The coding region runs from base 1 to 1851 and encodes 616 amino acids. The transcript has 12 exons. Gene Ontology annotation, cellular component: extracellular matrix. NCBI's taxonomy places the organism in Eukaryota, Metazoa, Chordata, Actinopteri, Cypriniformes, Catostomidae. Gene Ontology annotation, biological process: extracellular matrix organization.